GAGGUUCUCCAGAAAUCAAUAAUUUCUCCAGGUAAAUCGCGAAGCAGAUGUUUCAAGCGAUUCCUUUUUCUCCAGGAAAUUUUCUUAUGCUUUGAUCGGAAGUCUUCAUGUUUUUUUGUUAUCUUAUUCAAGGACAAGCCGUCGCUGCAAGUCUUCAUGUUUAAUCUUUUGGGGGAAAGUUGAUUGUGUGGCUUCCUAAGCAGGGCAGAAAUAACUCAAAUAAGAUGAAGCAAAGAGAGGGAUCCAAGUAUGAAAUAGAGAUGGAAUUGGAUAAAAUCAGCAGCUUACCAGGCCACAUCAUCGACCAAAUUUUGUCACAGUUGCCAAUUAAGGAUGCUGUGAGGACAAGUGUUUUGUCAAGUAAGUGGAGGUACAGAUGGGCCAAAAUUCCACAUCUGGUGUUUGAUAAUAAGUGUGUCUCAGUUCCUUCCGAAGACCAAACGUUUGGCAAGAAUAAGCUUACCCACAUUAUUGACCAUGUGCUUUUACUUCACAAUGGCCCAAUACAAAAGUUCAAACUCUCUCACAGGGAUCUUAUUGGUAUCUGUGACGUUGAUAGAUGGAUUCUUUAUCUAUCAAGAAGUACAAUCAGAGAAUUUGUGCUAGAAAUAUGGAAAGGGCAGCGCUACAAGCUGCCUUCUUGCUUAUUCUCCUUUGAAAAUUUGAUCCAUUUGGAGCUAUUCAAUUGUUUGCUUAAACCUCCAUCAACAUUCAAAGGCUUCAGGAGUCUGAAGAGCCUUGACCUUCAGCAUAUUACCUUGGCUCCGGAUGCAUUUGAAAAUCUAAUUUCUAGCUGUCCUCUGCUGGAGAAAUUGACAUUGAUGAACUUUGAUGGUUUCACCCAUCUGAAGAUUGAUGCUCCGAAUCUCCAAUUUUUUGACAUUGGAGGUGUUUUUGAAUACAUUAGUUUUGAGAGUACCUUUCAAUUAUCUUUAGUUUCCGUUGGCUUGUAUGCGAAUAAAAAUGCCAGAAAUGUGUCUCUGGAGGCUAUUAAGUGGCAUAGUUUCUUCACUGACCUGCCCCAUGUCAGAAGGCUUGAGAUUCAGUGUUUUUUUUUAAAGUAUUUGGCUGAUGGCGGUGCACCAAGGAUGCUGCCUAAACCAUGUCUUGAUCUAAAUUACCUUUCUUUGCGUAUAAAUUUCAAUGACCGGGAGGAGAAUUCAGCCGCGCUUUGCAUCUUAAGAAGCUCUCCUAAUCUACUAGAACUAGAGUUGUUGGUUCGUUCAGAGGAACAAAAUGCAGUGGAAGAACUUACAUACGGCUGGGUUCAGGACCAUUGGAAGUGUCAUUUGGAGCACCUGCGACUAGUGAAGAUAGUCGGCAUUUCCGGUGUCAGAUACGAGCUGGAUUUCAUUAGGUUUAUGCUUCUUUCCUCUCCUGCGCUUGAGAGGAUGACUAUUAAGCCUGCUUCCUCUGAUGGAGGAUGGGACUUGAUGAAAGAAUUGCUGCGCUUCCGACGAGCCUCAGUGCAAGCUGAAAUUGUUUAUAUGGACCCAUAAUUUAUGUCUCUGAGUUUGGAGUUUGGAUGCCUUUGAUGACUUGAGCAUGUAAAUAGUAUUGUGAACCCUUCUCAGUCUGCUAUAUACAUGCGUUCUUGAUGAUUUACAAUCCUAGUAAAUGGGAUCCCAGUCAUCAGUAGUGGAUGUGUUACUCUAUAGUUCAAUUAUCAGAUUUUGCGGCUCCUUAUAUUUACAUCAGUCAAGAGACAAGAUCUAUUAUUGGGAUGACUGUGAUCUUAUUUACUGAGAUUCCUAAUAUUUUUGUUUAUUGUAUUGUAAACUUCUGUGAGAUAUUA
Messenger RNA from Tripterygium wilfordii, 1795 nucleotides. RefSeq names its product F-box/FBD/LRR-repeat protein At1g13570-like. Lineage: Eukaryota; Viridiplantae; Streptophyta; Magnoliopsida; Celastrales; Celastraceae. The transcript is spliced from 5 exons. Gene Ontology annotation, molecular function: protein binding. The coding region runs from base 225 to 1499 and encodes 424 amino acids. The record is from RefSeq and is a predicted model, not a curated record.